AUGGGUCAGCGACAUUCGAAGCUGCAUCCUCCUCCCACUACGAACUUACCACCACCGUCGAAUCCGAAUUCUUCUCUGAGAGUUCGAGACUCGGACGAUGACUGCCGAAUCCUCCGUCGGACACUGGGCGCUGUCCAUAAAAUCUGCAAAGAAAAACCUCGACAGAUCGGUGCUUUGGCACAAUCUUUAGGGCAAGCUGCCGGCCCUGAUGGCCCUGAUCGCGGACUCGCGAUGUACAUCAAGAAUUUUGACGAUUCCGUUGUCGCGCUGUAUCGACACUUCCAGCAGAAUGUGCACCUUUCACAUGCCGGUGAUUUGCGCCUCUCUCGGAAGGAGACCUCAGAUGAACUUGGACGGCUGGCGGUGGAUAUAGAACGCUGGUACAAGGAUUUUACUGCACACGCGCUCAUUCAGAGUGCAAAUGGGAAAGAAAGCAGGGCAGCUUCGAGCUUGAAAGCCGAGGCCAAAACUUUGGGAAAGAGAUGUUACGCUGCAGCUGGGAGGUUAGAUGCUUUGACUCUGUUGCAUCAGAACCGCAUGCCGCCUGUCAAACGUUCGGCUCGGGGCUAUUCACCGUCUAUGACAACUAUCAGGACCAUCUCGAGAACUCCUUCGCCCGUGGUGAGAAGGUCAGGGACUCCUGUGUCGAUUCAGUCGCCCAUGCCGAGACAAGGGCAUGGUUACGGCCCGGAAUUGGAUCCUCGCCGAGCACAAGGAUUGGGCUUCAGUAUCACUAAUCAGGGACAGGUAAUCGAGGGAUGGGGAUGA
Molecule: messenger RNA, 768 nt
Organism: Exophiala xenobiotica
Lineage: Eukaryota; Fungi; Ascomycota; Eurotiomycetes; Chaetothyriales; Herpotrichiellaceae
Exons: 1
Coding region: 1-768 (255 amino acids)
Source: RefSeq, a predicted model, not a curated record